AUGACGGUGCCCACGCUCCCGAAGACGCUCGACGGGCAGCCGACGUCGAGGUGGCGCGCUGCAGACACCAGCGUCGUCAUGCGGACCGCCGAUGAAAGGACGUCACUGCUGCUGGACGAGACCUUCUCGUCGAUGAAGGAGGAGGAGGCAGAGGAGCCGCUGCCGACGUUCAACGAGGAAUCGUGUGCCAUUUGGAACAUGGGCUGGCUGGUGAGCGUCACCACCUUCUGCCGUAUCUCGUUGACUACGGUGAGCACGGCGUUUCUGGGCCACUUGGGAUCGAAGGAGCUCGCAGCCAGUGCGCUGGCGAGCGUCUGGACCAACGGGGUGCAGAUGCUCAUCUUCGGUUUCGCGAUCUCCGUGUGCACGCUGUGCGGUCAGGCUUACGGUGCGAGGAAUUACGCCCUCGUGGGCGUGUGGCUGCAGUUGGCGCUGAUCUUCAUCACGCUUCUGUCAAUUCCGGUGAUGAUCUCGUUCUUCUACGUGGAUAUAGUGCUAAGACUGGUGACGGACGAUCUCGAGGUUCUGAUGCUUGCUGACAGAUAUGCUCGCUAUCUUACCCCGACGGUCUUACCGCAGGCAAUUUACUGCGCGCUUAGACAAUAUCUUCAGUCCCAGGAGAUCAUGGAACCACCAGCCGUCAUCGGCGUCGCUAGUGUCGGCAUAUCGUUGAUCACUAACUACGUCUUCAUCUAUGGCUGCGGUCCGUUCCCGGCGCUGGGCUUUAUCGGUGCGCCCAUCGCACAAAGCGUAUCGUCGAUCUUCCAGCCGGUAGCGCUCGUGGUGUACGGCUUCUGGUACAAGGGAUACCAUCGGAGGACCUGGGAUGGCUUCGAUCUUGCAGCCUGUAUGCAAUGGGAACGCGUGCGCGCUUUUGUAUCUCUCUCCGUGGGAAUGACAAUCAACCAAGCUCUUGACGAGUGGGUGUACAACGUAAUCUCAGCGCUAGCGGGAUCGUUGGGCUCGGUGAAGCUAGCAGCUAACAGCGUCCUGUUCAGUCUCUGGGGGCUCACUUUCGGCAUCUACUGGGGAUUUGGUCUGCCGAUGCAGGUACGCUCGGCCAACUUCUUGGGAGCAAACCGCCCAGCAGCCGCAAAGCAGACAUUGUACGUGAGCACGCUGCUAGGAGGCAUCACGACCUUCGUGUGCGCGUUGCUAACGUACUUGUUCCGAGCCCCCAUCAUUGGGUUUUUCACCAAGGACCCAGUCGUGGCUGCAGACAUCGACAGCACGAUGCCUAUGUUUUGCUUGGCUGUGUUCCUGUCAGGCCUGCACAUCAUCAUGUCUGCAGUGGUUGAGGCCAUGUCGUUGGCGGCGACACUUGUGGCCAUUACGACUGCCGGAUCCUGGCUUACCAUGCUGCCGACUUCAUAUUUGCUGGGGCUCGCUUGGAACUGGGGGCUGCAUGGGCUGUGGUGGGGCGCUGUUUGCGGCGAAAUUGUGAAAUUCAGCUUGAUGGUGCUGACCCUGUGGCGUAUCGACUGGCGUGAAAUGGCUCGCCGUGCUGUGCGGCAAUCGGAACGCAGCGUGCCUGCUACGCCCGAUGUCCGGCCAUCCAGCCCUACACCAGUUCGCACGCUCUUCUCGGCUGCCUCGCAGCGCGUGCACCACCUUUCCUGCGACAAGAAGGGCACCCCCUCGAGGCGGGGACUUCGGCGCAUGAACUCGUACGGAUCGACAAGCAGCACGCACACGAGUCCAGCGCCGAUCCACGCCAUAGCGAUUUCACCAUGA
Molecule: messenger RNA, 1734 nt
Organism: Phytophthora sojae
Lineage: Eukaryota; Oomycota; Peronosporomycetes; Peronosporales; Peronosporaceae
Exons: 2
Coding region: 1-1734 (577 amino acids)
Biological process (GO): xenobiotic detoxification by transmembrane export across the plasma membrane
Cellular component (GO): membrane
Molecular function (GO): xenobiotic transmembrane transporter activity; antiporter activity
Source: RefSeq, a predicted model, not a curated record